UAUAGCCUUUGUGAUUCAACCGACUCAUUUCCAUUUCUAAUCAUAAAAACAGAGUAGGAGCAUCUAACAAAAAUCCAGACAAAGAAUUUACCCAAAAACACAAAAUCCAAAUCAACUCAAGAACACCAUGAAACUCAGACUCAGAUCUUUCGAAUCCAAAGAAACCCUAAAAAUCGAAGUUCCCGAUCCAUGUUCUCUUCAACAACUCAAAUCCACAAUUUCCACCAUCCUCUCUUCUCCUUCCUCUUCCUCUCUUCAUCUUUCCCUCAAUCGAAAAGACGAAAUCAACCCUCCCUCUCCCACCGAUUCCCUCCACUCACUCGGCAUCGCCACCGGCGACCUCAUCUUCUACACUUUCAACCCCACCGCCUUCUCCUCUCAAACCCUUCCCCACAAACCCGCCCCACAACAACAAUCCCCUCCAAUUCCCUUGGAAAAGCCCGCAGAAGUGCAAACCCUAGAAAUGGUGGAUGCGUCCGAUGAACCCGCGGAGUUGGUGGAGAAGAACAAUUCCGAACCUGAUUUCGUGAAAACGAUUCUUAAAGAAGCGCAUGGCGAUGAUGUUAGCGAUUUCAAGCUAUUGGUGUUUGCAGUUCAUGCUUUUAUUCUCGAAUCUGGGUUUGUUCGCGUUGAUGGAGUUUCGAGUAAGGGUAAGGGGAAGGAGAUUGGUGACGUGUCUUCUUCUUCUUCAAUGAUAUCUUUGAGGUAUACACUUCCUGAAAUUGUGUCCAAAGGUUUAUCUCAUGCUGUGAAUUUAAAAAUUCAAACUUUAGGUAAUUUUGUGAAUGUUUAUGGAUCUUUGUUGGAUGACGUUGGUGCUAGGGUUCAUAGGGUUUAUUUAGAUAAAUUUAGGUUUGCUAAACCUUUAAAAUUGAUGCUAGCAAAUUCUGAACCUAAUGGUAGUGCUAGUGUUGGUGUUAGUGUUGAUGUUAAUGAUGGUGGUGACGAUGAAGCUUUUGAAUUGUGGAAGAUAGUGAAAGAUAAGCUUGCAUUGCCACUUUUGAUUGAUCUUUGUGAUAAAGCUGGAUUGGAGCUUCCGCCUUGUUUUAUGCGACUUCCCAUGGAGCUUAAGCUUUUGAUAUUUGAGUAUCUUUCGGGUGAUGAUUUGGCUAAAGUGUGUUGCACUUGUUCGGAGAUGUCGUACCUUGCGUCGAAUGAUGAGUUAUGGAGGAAAAAGUUUGAAGAGGAGUUUGGAGAUAGGAUGAAUGGUAUGAAGUUUUUUAAGAACUUGUUUGCGCAUUAUCGGGCAAUGAAGAAGAAAUCAGAACAACCGCCACUACCUUUUCGAAAUCCUCGGUAUGGUAUUAUGAGAUACUUUCAAAGGAGAAGAGGUCCUCAUCCUUUUGGAGUGCCUCCAAUUUGGGGUGGGGAGUAUGAUCUGCAGCCAAAUUUUGGUCUGAAUCUUCCCCCUACAUACACACCGAGGCGAACUUUCUUUCCUCCAUGUCAUCUGGGAGAAUUUUAAAGAAUAAUCCAAUGAGUCGAAGUGCAGGACUAUAUCCUUGUACCGAAACAACUUUGCUAGAGUGAAUACAUGAUAAAUAGCUGGUUGUGAAGGAUGUAAUAAGAUUUAUAAGAUGUUAUUCCUUUUGAUUAUAUAUUUUGAAUAGAAUCCAUGUAUGUAUGGUGUUAGGAUUUCUCAAUGUGUUUGGUUCCAAUGUUUAGGUUAAAACCAAUUUCUGUUCAGCAUAAGAGCAUGUAAAUGAUGAUGUUUUAGAACAAUUUUUACCUAUAAUGCAAAUGGAACCAUAUGUUUUUGCUGUUUUGAUAA
This is a messenger RNA of Vicia villosa (hairy vetch), 1771 nucleotides long. Its product is annotated as F-box protein SKIP22-like. Gene Ontology annotation, molecular function: protein binding. The transcript has a single exon. NCBI's taxonomy places the organism in Eukaryota, Viridiplantae, Streptophyta, Magnoliopsida, Fabales, Fabaceae. Bases 128 to 1465 code for a protein of 445 amino acids. The record is from RefSeq and is a predicted model, not a curated record.